Messenger RNA from Telopea speciosissima, 4512 nucleotides. RefSeq lists its product as uncharacterized. Bases 91 to 4404 code for a protein of 1437 amino acids. The record is from RefSeq and is a predicted model, not a curated record. The transcript has 3 exons. Lineage: Eukaryota; Viridiplantae; Streptophyta; Magnoliopsida; Proteales; Proteaceae.
CAGGCUCUUGUUAUGCUGGGGAAGAGAUUAUCGUCGAAGUACUUGUGACUGUUUCCAAAACAGCACAAGAAGGGGGAAGUCUUUCUGCAGAUGUUAUCCGUCGAAAACCCUCCAGAUCCCUCAUGUUCUACCAAAAGUUCACAACUGAAAAAUGAUGAAAGGGCUUCUGAUGGGCUUGCCCUGCAAGUGCCGGAUCUGCUAAAGAAGCAAGGUCUUGGUGGUACUGAUAAAUUCUCUAUAAGAGAUUAUGCUUUUGCAGCACGGAGCAAGGAUAUUUGUGCUAGCUGGCCUUUUCAUAAGAAGCAUUUACAAAUUUGCUUGAAGCAUGGCAUCAAGGAUCCGUUGCCACCGUUUGAAACUCCUGAUUCUGUAAGAAACCAGUGUUCCAGCAAGAUUAUUGCUCUAGGAUCCGAUCAACUGGGGAGAAACACUGUAGGGGAAGAAGGUUCAUUUCGGAAGGAAAACGCCAGUAAUCUAGAUGGGGAAUCUUGUCCACGAUUUGAUCCAUCAGUGUUAGUGUCUGCAGACGAAGCUCCAUCUCAAGUACAGGAGAAGGAGAAGUUUACAGUCUCCGAAGACAGGAGUUUAUGCCAAUUGGUGCCGGGUUUGGAUCAAGGUGAAAAAGGACAUAUUCCAUUGCGGGUCAGUCAUGCCCAAUGUAGGGGGAGUGAGUCAUCUCCCACUAGUAGGUUCCCUUUAUCAGCCCCCAACACUUUGCCAGAGGCCUCAGUGGAACUUGAGGUUGCAGGAGCUCCUUGCACACUCCACAAGCCUGGAAUAGCAAUUGAAUCGAAGGGUAAGAAGUGCAGAUUAAUAGUAAAAUUGGGUAGCAUCUCUAAUCUCAGUAACACCAACGAGCAUACAUUGAACACUACUACCAUAUCAGACUCCAUGGCUUCAAAAGUUUGCCCUGUUUGCAAGAUGUUCUCAUCUACUUCAAACACUGCACUGAAUGCUCAUAUUGACCAGUGCCUUGCGGUGGAAUCCACUUCCAAGUUGGCUCUGAAUUCUAAACUGGGCAAACACCGGGUGAAACCAAGGAAAAAGAGGUCAAUGGUGGACAUCUGUGCAUCUGCACCACGUUGUACACUCGAAGAGCUUGAUAGGAGGAAUGGUUCAAAUUGGGCUGCAGAUUUAAGGAUGUCUUCUGCAAGUGUCGAGGUUCGCACCGAAGGGAAAAAACAAAGGCUGUCUAACAUGCCUCUCGAGGAUGAUGAAGAAGAUAAUGCAGUCUAUUUUGAUUCUAAUGGCACAAAGAUUCGGAUUCUAUCUAAAUUUAAGGACACACCAGUGUCAACAGUUGGGAAGGAUUUCAAACCCAGGAAGCAUAUGAGAGAUUGUAAAGAUAUCAAGAACUUCUCUACUGUAAAGAGAAGACGUAUUGCACCCAGACAUUCUAAGUACAUGAACCUAAAGCUUCAGACUGAGUCACUCUCUCAAAAGCCAGAUCGGGCUGAGAUAUAUGGGGCCUCGGGAGGGAAGCAUGGGAUGGAGGAAAGUCUCAAGAAAGAAGAAUCUCUAUCUCAACUCCUGAAAGUUUGUGAUCAGAUCAAACCCAGUGAGUCACGAGCUGUAGGACAGUGGGCAUGCUCCAAACGAACUGGUCUGUCAAAGAAGUUUUGUGGCCAAGAUGGGAGUCAUAAUCCUGACUGGGAUUGUUCAUCACUAGAGCUGAUGGACUCACUGGAUAGUAGUGAUCAAUUAAACUUGAGAAAUUAUUCUAUGGAGAGGAGUCAAAUUUGUAAACUUCCAAACUCAUCAUCUGAAGAUCCUACCUCUUCUCCGAAAAGCAAGAAGGUAGGAAGUCUGUCAUAUGGAGCCCCAGUCAUUUCCAAUAAAAAGAAAUGUUCGAGACUAGCAGCAGGUGGUCUUAGUCGGUUGAGUAACGGAAGCACUUCUUCUGAACUUGAUGGAUGUAUGCCGAAGCUUUCAAGAUCUUUAAGAAAUCAUGCUGGAUCACCACGACGUAUGAGAAUUGAAAUUCAUGCAGACCCAGUCAAAAGCUCCAAUGGUUUGCCCAAGAUGGCAUCACAACAAUCUAGGACUUCUCAUCUUUUGUCAGCAAAAGGCAAGAAAUCCACUUUGAAGAAGAAAAUGUUGUUAGUCAGGGAAGCAUCUCCUAUGACUAAAGUUAAUGAGAAAGGAAGUCAUUUCAUCUUUAAGAAGUCUCGGAUGCAUAAAUCCAUGGCAAAAACAGUUGAUCAGGUACAAGCAUUCUCCUCUGAUUUGGUCGAAGACUAUGAUGAGGCCCACGAGGGACAUAAUUUUGUUGAGAAUCAAUUUGGAUACAUUAACCAAAUGGAAGAGACCCACAGGUUAGACCCGAACAAUAUUUUUGAGUCUGAAACAAGAGAGAGCAUAGAUGGAGUGACUCUGGGAAAAGACAAUGCAGUUGAACAUGGUUGUUGCUAUUGUAGCAAGAAUGCACCUGAUAUGUUUGAUGGUCAAGAACCUGGUACUGAGGAAACUCAUGUUGGUGAGAAGGAUACAGCAAUUAGGCUUUCCCCAGGGAAUACUGUCCGAGGCUCCACUGUCAGUUCAGACAGAAACUUCUCUUCAGAAUCCCAUGAGCUCGGUACUUGUUCUGAUAUCCGAUCCAUUAACUUGUCAUCAAUUGGAAAACAUAAAAGACCUAUGUGUGGAACUGAAACACAUACUGGACCCACUGAACUAUAUCUUACUGAUGACCUAGAGAUGGAUUUUGCAGAUGAAAUUGGUAGUUUUAGUACUGGAAAAACUGAUCGUUCAUCAGAAGCAGGUUUGAAGGUUAGACUUGAAAGCUCACUUUCUGAAGUUGAUGUAAUACCUAUACCGGGACCACCAGGAUCAUUUUUGCCAAGUCCUCGGGGUUCAGAAGUUCUCCAGGGAAGCUCAUCACAUAACUCAAGCAGGGUUUCAUCUUUUCAAGACAGAUAUUUUCUUGCUGAUAGAGAUUUAUCUGGAUCUCCUGUUUCUGCAACCUCCUCCAUCUCUCAUCCUCACAUGGAAGGAACUGAUUUAAAACAUUCAGAGCUGGAGUCCCAUGCAAGAUCUCCUCUAGUUCAAGACAAAAUUGCUUCCUUUUCAUACUGUAGCAACAAUCCAGUUGUGAGGGAUUCAACAAUAUCUCCAGGCAUGGUGAGUAUGGAUGGAGUAGAAAGAACCAAUUUCGAAAGGGAGAAUGUAAAGUUCACUAUGAUCUCUCCAUCCAUGGGCCCACUGGAAUAUUUAGCUGAUCAGACAUGCUGUUGCUCAAGAAAGGAGGGUACAUCUCGAGGUGCUGCCCUAGUGCAUGAAAAAUCAACCUCCCCAGGGCAAUGUAGGAAGACCCCAGCCAUUCUUAAUGCCAUGGGAAAUCAGAUGAUUAGCGAGCAAAGUACCAGGCCUGAAAUGCUUGCUUCUUUCAGCAUUUGCCCAAAUUCGAGAAUUGAUGAGAUGCUGGCCCCCGUCUUAGAAUUGCCUACAAGUCCUAUUGCUUUGAAAAAUUCUCUUGCAGCUGCUUUGAACUUCCCAGGUCUCAAUGAUUCAGAUUUCGCUUCUCCAUCCGCUCAUGCUCAUCCUCAGACCACUUCUCAUCCUGUUCUUAGGUUAAUGGGCAAGAAUUUAAUGGUGGUAAACAAAGAUGAAGACACAUCCAUGAAACUCAGAGAGAUUAUGCCAGGGGCACCAAGUGGUGGUCCAAAUGCAAACUAUUUGGCUCUUCUUGGAUACUCUAAUGUUAAUGCCCCCAAUGAGGACUGUGUUUCAAAUUAUCACACAACCACAAAAGGUCCUGUCAUUGGCAACCAGGAUUCCUGCAAUACAUCCUCCCAAUUUUAUGAUUUUGGUUUACCAAAUGGGUUCAGAGAUCUCUGUAAUUCUGAGGCACACCAAAAGCUCCCACUGUCACAAGGUGUAAAUUGUUCUAACAUGCCUGUGGGAGGCUCUGCAGCGUCUUCAUUGCAGCAUCAUUUGUUGCAUCAGGAAGAGGGGUUGAAUAGGAAACCAAAUCCUCCAUUUACUUACGUGGAUAGAGUUUUUUCAUCUCCACAACCCCAACAACGGAGUGCUGUUCCUGCCACUGAAGCUGUUGCCGGUCCCAUCCAUGAGGUGAUUAUCAUUGAUGGCUCUCCAGAAAAUGAUGCUGAUUCAAGAAUGAGAAAUGCAAAACCCACUGAGGGGUUAAGGGGAAGCCAGCCUUCUCCAGUGGGUAUCCUGGCUUCAACUGCAUCUGGUUCUAAUUUGACACAGGUGAGUCCAUUUCCUUGCUUUCAGUCACGGAAUGCUUAUAUGCUGAGGCAACCACCAGUAAGGCCCAAGCCCAGUUUUCUCGUAUCAUGCCCUGGAGGAGAUGCAAACCCUGUGAAGUGGAAAGGUACUUUCGAAGUCUCCAGUGCAUUAUCGCGAGGUCCUGUCAUUGCUCCACAAGCUCGACGGGUCAUUUGAAACCUUGAGCAAGGCACUCCAACAGGCCUUCUCUUUGCUGGUUAAGUGGUCCCUUAAUCGGGAGUCAGUACUUUACAGGCACCUUUGAUGCAUUACCAGGACUCGGCA